Erigeron canadensis is the source of this 758-nucleotide messenger RNA. RefSeq names its product 40S ribosomal protein S15a. Bases 126 to 518 code for a protein of 130 amino acids. The record is from RefSeq and is a predicted model, not a curated record. Gene Ontology annotation, molecular function: structural constituent of ribosome. Gene Ontology annotation, cellular component: ribosome; cytosolic small ribosomal subunit. Gene Ontology annotation, biological process: translation. The transcript has 4 exons. Lineage: Eukaryota; Viridiplantae; Streptophyta; Magnoliopsida; Asterales; Asteraceae.
CUUACAAUACAUUCUAUAAAAACCGAAACCCUAAAAUAUUUUCAGUCUUUGCGUAUAUCCCUUGCUCACUCACUGCAAUCGCCGCUGCCGUUUCUUUGCUCUUACAGCAUCUAGAUUUUGUGAGAAUGGUGAGAGUUAGUGUUCUUAACGAUGCUCUUAAGAGCAUGUACAACGCUGAAAAGAGGGGAAAGAGACAAGUUAUGAUCAGGCCUUCUUCAAAAGUGAUCAUCAAGUUUCUCAUGGUCAUGCAAAAGCAUGGUUACAUUGGUGAGUUUGAGUACGUUGAUGACCACAGGUCAGGAAAGAUCGUUGUCGAACUGAAUGGACGCUUAAACAAGUGCGGGGUCAUUAGUCCUCGAUUUGAUGUCGGCGUCAAGGAGAUUGAACCAUGGACCGCUAGACUUUUACCUUCCAGACAGUUCGGGUACAUAGUUUUGACUACAUCAGCUGGUAUCAUGGACCACGAGGAAGCAAGGAGGAAGAAUGUGGGUGGCAAAGUUCUUGGGUUCUUCUAUUAAAUCUCGAGAUGUUGAUCUAAUGCUAUUUUAGGCUAGGGCUUGAAUGACAUUUGUGUUUAUCUGUUCGAGAUUGGAUUUUUGUUAAAGGGAGAUUGUGGUUCUGGUUUGGUUUAUCUUUUGAAGUUGUCAUGUUGAAGACAUUUUUUCUAUCUUAGGUUUCAUAUAUCUGCCAUCAUCAUUUAUCACCCCUCUUUUGGAUCAAGUAUCUGUUACCUUUUUAUAUUGAAGACUUCUUAUUUA